Molecule: messenger RNA, 2581 nt
Organism: Psylliodes chrysocephalus
Lineage: Eukaryota; Metazoa; Arthropoda; Insecta; Coleoptera; Chrysomelidae
Source: the annotation of a GenBank genome assembly
UCUGUAAUAAACUUAGCUUUAAUAUUUUUUUAUUCGAAUAGAUGUCGCCAGAAUCAUUAAUUUUCAUAAAAAGUAAAACAAAUUUUGUUGACGUUGUAUUUGUCCGUGUUUAUUUUGAGUAACUAGGUAGGGAAGAACAUUAUUGUAUAUCGUUAAUACAAUAGUGUUAAUUUCAUUCGUGUAGGAUAGGAAAUAGUAUUCAAGGUUUUCUACGUCUUGUCCUAAAACAAAGCUAUUGUUUUUCAUUUUCUUAUUCCAUUAAAUAAAAAACUGUGAUAGUGAUACAUUCUUCUAGUGAAUUUUCUUUAUUUACAAAGCUGUUUAUAAUUUCGUUAUUAUAAAGAGGAAAAGUGAAGUCACAUGGAAUCCUAACCACAAUCUUCGAGAUUCAAGACUUACGAGAUUGUUUUGUUUUUACUCUGAUUCUCAAGUAUCAGUUCUCACUGAAAUGGAGUUUCAAACAUAACCUCUAAUUGUAUUGUAAUGGAAUCUGAAGAAGCCCUCAAAUAUUACCUAGAUGAAGUUAAGGAUUCACAAAAUGAUAUAAAUAAUAUUGAAGAAGAUAUACAUAUACCAAACGAAGCUGAACAAGCUACCGAUUUCCUUCAAAAUGCGGGUUUAACUGAUUUAAGUAAUCUCUAUCAAGAGGGCAAAGAGAUAACUGAAAAUGUGAUCAAAGACUCAGUUAGACAACGGAAUUUGACUGAAAAGCAGGCCCAGACGAUAAGAUCUCGGGUACGAACCCUAAAUAAAACUCUAAGGAGCCGGCAGCCAAGAAGAAAACAAAGACAGGACAUCAGAGACGUAUCAUGGAAUGUCGAGACUUCAAGUACUGGGACUCGUUCACGAUCUGCUACUCCUGAUUCUCUUGAUUCCCUCGAUGUCUUAAAUGAUGAACUUACAUCAGAUGAAGAUCAGCAGUUGAAUUCGUUAAAUCCGUUUUCACUGGAUAGUCAACAACCAGGUGUCAAAACGAAAAUAAAAUGGACGAAUAGUGAACCGUGGCAACACAGGAAGUACAGAGGUGACAGAGGAGAUGUCGCACAUUCUGGAUCCGAAAAUGUAAUACUUAAAGGUUACCAAGUUCUUACUGAAAAUGGAACGUUACCCAGAUCGACGAGAGAACGAAGCGGCAGUGAUCCUACCACAGAAAUUCACCUGCAGCCUUUAAAAAAUCGUCACUCCGCUGAAAUAUCAAGGAAUAAGUUAACUAACCUUCACACUCAGUUGUCUCGAAGCCAUACUAGUAUAUCAUCGAAAAAUAAUACUUCAAGUAAAAUUUAUAUAACCAAUACCGAAACCAAUGAAAGUGAAGCUGUGAGUUUUGAAGGACUAUUAAAGGAAAACGAAAUUGAGGAUAAAACCAGUAUUAGUCAGAAAUUCGAAAAUGAAGGUGUUUGCAUUGAUCAAUUAACUGAUAGCGAAUAUCAAUAUUUGAAACCUCUUUUAUAUAUGGAACUAGUGGCCAUCUUUGAUCAAUACAAAAUUGUUAAGAGUUACUUAAAAAGAAAAGCCAGUAAAAAUAAAGGGGGUAAUGUAUUCGGAGUGAACCUUUCAACCCUAGUGAUGCGUGAUAUGCCUAGACCUACGGACAACUCGAUGAUUCCCGAAAUAUUUCAGACUGUCAUCAAAGAACUGAAUGUGAGGUGUAUACAAGAGGACGGAAUACUUCGCAUCGCUGGACAGAAACAAAAACUUGAAACGCUUUACAAUGAAAUAGAAACCAAAUUUUAUAAUAAUAGGAAAGAUGUGGAAAGUUUGCUCAAUCAAGCAACUGUUCAUGAAUUAACUGGUAUAUUGAAAAAGUUACUGAGAGAUUUACCUGAUCCCGUAUUUACGAUGGAGUUGUUUGAAAUGUUCUAUAAAACAAGCUUGAUAACAAAUACCGAGGACAAGGUAAAAGCAUUAAAUUUGCUGGUGUUGAUGUUGCCAAUAGAACACAGAAAUACUUACCGAUUACUCUUAGAAUUUUUUUUGAAUGUUGUGAACAACGAAAAACAUAAUAGAAUGAAUCUUCAUAAUGUUGCUAUGAUCACUGCACCUUCAUUAUUUCCUCCAAGACUGUUAUUACCUAAGGAUAACAAUAAGUUAAUAUUAAAACACCUAUCAAAAGAAGAUUUAACCAAACAGAUCAAAGAUGCUGCAGUUUGUUGCUGCAUAGUAGAAACCAUGUUAAAGGCUGGUGACAAAUUGUGGUCUGUACCGGAUUACUUAGCGGAACAAGCCCGAGAAGCACAAAAGAGCGCGCAAAUACGGAGGGACUUGAGCAAAGACAAAGAUAAAAGAAUUCGGUCUGGUAAAACCAAAUUGGCGAGAAGUAGUACUCAGUACGAAUCUGGUAACAAGAAUUUACCAAGAAUUAAGCGGGACUUCUUCAUUUAGUUGUAGUUUUAACUCAUUCCAUUUUUAUGUACCUUUUAAAACAGUUGGUGCCUCAUUAUUAAUACGAAUUUUUAAUAAUACACGUAUGUGUUGUGAUUGAAGUAUUUACAGAAUAAUUUAUACAAUGAAUGCAUGUGCCAAAAUACAAAGUUUUAUAUAAGAGUAUGUUUAUUUAUUCUAAAUACAUUUUUAAUUCUAA